Rhopilema esculentum is the source of this 406-nucleotide messenger RNA. Lineage: Eukaryota; Metazoa; Cnidaria; Scyphozoa; Rhizostomeae; Rhizostomatidae. The record is from RefSeq and is a predicted model, not a curated record.
GAGACAGUUUGAAACGGAGUCGCCCAUCUUCCUUUUCGAAAAUGUCCGGCGAGAGAAAGCUCUUCUCGAAAGAAGAAAUCAAGCAACACAACGAUGGGCGAUCCUGCUGGUUAAUUAUCCAUGAUAAAGUUUAUGAUGUUACUGAAUUUCUAGAGGAGCAUCCUGGUGGAGAGGAAGUGCUUCUGGAGCUCGCAGGUUCUGAUGGAAGUGAAUCUUUUGAAGAUGUUGGUCAUUCUACUGAUGCAAGAGAAAUCAUGGAAAAAUAUCUUGUAGGAGAACUAAAAGAGGAAGAGCGUGUAAAAAAAGAACCAAAGAAAGAUACAGGGCUGCCAACUGAUGUAAAGGAAUCUGCUUCAAUGUAAGUCACUUUGAGGUUUAGUUAUAAACUUCUUGACUUAUUGGUGAG